UUUCCUUCACUCUCUCAUUCCCCAUAUUUCUGGCAUGCCCGUCCAGACGGUAUCCGCUCUCGAUGCAUCAGAGUCAACGUCUGCUCGUGCUGCCUCGCGUAUCAGCCAGCUCAAGCUCCAGCUCGGUGUCACGCCGGACAGUGCGGUAGAUAGGCCGCUUAGGGAACGCACAAACUCGAGCAAGAGCAAGAGCAAUGGUGCUAGCUUGCUAUUCAAGGAAGGGGCAAAGGCUUCUCGGUUUAAAGAACCAGCAAGCAUCCACCUCAGCCCUAUAGUCCUCACCGAACCCGCCCUCGUGCGCAAGCAGUCUGCCCCAGCACCCAACCCCAAGUCCGCCCUUUCCCCCGACCAGAUUCAGUCCCGACGCGCAUAUAGCGUCCGCACCGCCCGCGAACGCCGGUACAUGCGCGCAGAACGCGCCCUCGCGUGUACACUGCGCCACUGCUCCGACGCUGUCCUCUCUUCCUCUGAGAACUCGCAACAUUCCCUAGAACUGCAACGCGUCCGCGCCCUUGAACACGCACUCGCGCUUCUGGGCACGCACGCUGAGAUUGCGAAAGCACGUAUACAGGAGUUGCGCGUGUGUCUCGCGGAUCAAGAUGUUGAUCCGGCCGAAAGGGAUAGUCUGUUAAGGGAGCGGUGGGCGGUUGAGAAGAGGGGCAGGGAGAUCGAGGGGCAGAUGAGGGCGCUUGCUGAUGCGAAUAGAGUUUCUGAGGGGAGGAGCAAGCCCGGAUCGCAUGUUCACACUUCUGACAUGCGGAUGAACCCGAAGCCGAACACGCCGUCUUCGUCGCCGAACAAGAAGGGACGCCCCUCUGCCCUAUCCUCCAGCUCCUCUUCUUCAGCCUCCUCGCUGUCCUCUGGUUCCUCACUAUCAACUCCGGCGCCCAUUGUUGGUGGUCCGGACGUGGACCCAGCAGGGAUCUCUAGUACCAACGCUCGCGGCCACGAGGAUCCAGAAAGCCGCCGCGCCGCAAACCUCGCAGCCUUCUUUGCGCGCUCCGCUACACACACGCCUCUACAUCCCCGUCUCCCUCCCGGCCUUGGGCCCCACACCAGCCUCGACGCUACCGCGAGCAUCACGAGUGCGGACACAAGUAUAGACGCGGACGCAGACACGCUCACGACGCAGUGGGACGCCUACAUCCAUAGCACAUACACGCACACGACGCACGACCCGCGCACGGCCUUCCUCCCACGGCGCAUCUCCCUCUCCGACGUCUCGCCCAUCCACCUCAGACCCUCGUCUGUCUCCUCCCCUCUCCGCGUCGACCGUGCUCGUCUCCUCCUCCGCUCUGGACCGGGAAGAGUGCUCAACAGGCCGGCAUCAUUCGAUACGCAUAGCAGGCACAUACAGAGGCUCGCGCUCUCGCCAUCGCUCUCUGACAUCCCCGAUAACUCGCAGACCCCUAUGUCGACCUCCGUUGGAGCAAAGGUCAAGGGCCAAGCGAGCAUGCCGUUACUCAAUGUCGACCUCCAGGUACCCGGCGCGCCGCCGCGGCCGGAACGUUCGCCGCGCCGCAUGAGCGCCGCGCAGGCGUCGCUUGCGGGCUCGAACAAUGCCGCGUCCGUUUCUGGUUCGACUUUGUCGUCCUCCCUCUCUUCCGCUCUUACCACACCCGUCCACCCCACUUCCGCCCUUCCUUCCGUGCCCCAACCCCAGUAUAUGGGAUCAGGUCCGGUUCCAGUGGCUGCACCGACGCCGUCGACGAUGGUACUCAGCGGUGGAGCGACGGGCGGUUCUGCAAAGAUUUACUACAUGUCGCGGCAGCCGCGCAGCGCUGCGGAGCUGCUGUCGAGUACGGAUCUGGGCGAGAUUCGGAUCCCGCCGUAUGCGCUGAGUCUGCUGGACUCGUUUGACGACGUUUCGUCGACGAUUAGCGUUCCGCUCGGCGGCUCUCAAUCUCACCCCCAAUUCCGGGCGCGGGCACGCACUGUGGGUGAAGAAGAGGCAGGACACGGGGAGGGUAAGCAGUCUUCUCAGACGAUACCCCGCGUGCGGCGUAGCUCAGCGUCGUAUGUGCGCGUUACAGCUCCGCGUUCGUCGGAUGUGGUCGAUGGGUAUCUUGCCGUCAAUGGGAUCGCGAACGGGAACGGGAGCCAUGCGACGUUUUGCAUACCGAACACGUCGGCGUCGUCUGCGCCGCCGUCGCCUGGUGGUGGCGGUGCUGCACAUCCGGGCGGGAGCGUGAGGAGGGUGCUGUCGCAGGUGCGGUUGAGGCCGAAGCGCACGAAUGCGGGAGGGAAUGGGGAUGGAAACGCGAACGCGAACACGAAUAGGCAUUCGCUGUUGGUGUAUAUGCGGAAGCGGAUGGGCGGCGACGAGGACGAGUCCGGGUCUGCGUCCGACGAGACGGCCACCGCCACGGCGCCGCCGACGCCGACGCCUGCUCUUUCUGAUGCGGCUGUGCAGGCUGCGCAGGACAAGGAGAAGGAGGAGAGGGAGAGGGAGAAGAGGGAGCGGAUGAAGGAGUCGUCGUUUACGCGGCCGCUUAGGAGGCGGUUUGGCGCGUUCUGGGGCAGCUUGUGGUGAGCGGUGCUGGUGGUGCGUAUGCGCGCAGUCUCUGUUGUCCAUCCCUCCCCUCUAUCGAAUCUCUUUGUUUGUGGCUUGUAUAUAUACAGCCCCCGCACCGUUUCCCUCUCAACCUUUUUCUCCUGUCCUCAUUCGCACACGUUAGCUCCCCCUCCCUCACUCGUCUCGCUCUACUCUGCUCUGUCGACUGCGUUAUCCCGUGUUUUACAUCCAUAUAAAUAGCGUCGUUUUUCUUCUGCUGCAACAUCUUUGGACAUUCCUACAGCGACAGUGCUCUCACAGUAUAGUACAGUACAAGUGCUCAUUACCUUAGUGAUUCGCGUACCCCGUCCGUACGCCAACGUUUCCUUUUUCUUCUUUCUGGCUCAGACAGUUGUGCAUUGUAUCUAGCUCGCAUUCGCAUUUUCAAUACAUACAGUAUCUC
Coniophora puteana RWD-64-598 SS2 is the source of this 2957-nucleotide messenger RNA. RefSeq lists its product as uncharacterized. The record is from RefSeq and is a predicted model, not a curated record. NCBI's taxonomy places the organism in Eukaryota, Fungi, Basidiomycota, Agaricomycetes, Boletales, Coniophoraceae. The transcript is spliced from 3 exons. The coding region runs from base 35 to 2533 and encodes 832 amino acids.